Messenger RNA from Pimephales promelas (fathead minnow), 2381 nucleotides. It is a transcript of the gene ip6k1, whose product is annotated as inositol hexakisphosphate kinase 1. Gene Ontology annotation, biological process: inositol phosphate biosynthetic process; phosphatidylinositol phosphate biosynthetic process. Gene Ontology annotation, molecular function: inositol hexakisphosphate kinase activity. NCBI's taxonomy places the organism in Eukaryota, Metazoa, Chordata, Actinopteri, Cypriniformes, Leuciscidae. The record is from RefSeq and is a predicted model, not a curated record. Gene Ontology annotation, cellular component: cytoplasm; nucleus.
UUGUGCUGCUAUCAGUCUCUCAGGCGCUGCACACACUCACUGCGUGUUUGAGCUAGUAAAAGGAUUUACGUGCGAAUUACGCACUAGAUAGUCGAAUAUAUUUAUUAGUUAGUGUUUAUAAGACGAUACUGCACCUUUAUUUGAUGAGGUUUAUUAUUAUAGAAUAGAAAAAAGAGAGGCCAGAGUCCCUUAAAUAUUAAUAUAUAAAUUAUGUGUAAGUGACAGAUAAAGCAGGGUAUAGAGAUUAAAGAGGCAAAUCGAUUUAUUUUUUUAUUUUUUUUAUUUGCUAGAUGAAAUAUUUAAUUUCUCAGGAUUAGCCAUCAGAGCUGCACGGACGAGAUGAGAUCAUAAUGGCUAUAAAUAUCUGGCAAUUUAUUUAACAUUUAAACUUAACUAAAUAAGCCAGUUAUUUUUUUCUCAGCUCCUUAUUUCAAGUAUUAAAAUAAUAAUAAUUUAAAAAAGUUUAUUUUUUAAUAGGUUUGUGAGCUCUGUUUCUGUGUGCUAGCAUCAGCUUUAGCAUCCACAUACUAAACACGAAUGAAAAGGGUUUAACGUUAGCGAUUAAAAUAGUAAAACUGUACUUGAAAUCCUAACAUUGUCAUCGGGCAUGUAUUUAUUGUUUUGAAAUAGAGAUGGUGAGUGGACAGUGGUCAGAUCAGUGUAAAUCGGUCUUGUUGAUCUGAAGAUAUUAGCCGUUGUGCUAACACGAAGGACAUCAGGAGUAUUUUAAACCAAAACAUUUACGUUACCUAUUUAUUUACUCGUGUAUUCAUAAGGAAAUAUAUGAAAUCGUCGUGGAAGAAGGAAGAUACAACAACAGGGCUUUCCUUUCCUUGAGGUGGAAUUGACAUCAGAAGGCUGCGUGGAGGACUGCUCCGAGCGCUCCUGAGGUGGGAUCUGUCGGCAGGUGUGUCAGCGGGCUGGCUCCUCCCCCUCCCGGCGGCAGCCUGCGCUCUCAGCCGCCCCCUUGCAGCCCCCGCUCGCCAGGCCUGCGCGCCCGAGCCCAUGCUCCCAGCUCAAACGCCAUGUGUGUCCCGCACACGAUGGAGGCGGGCAAGCACAGCGCUAGCCAGGGGCCGGGCAGCCGCGACGGGGUUCCCCUGGAGCCCUUCAUACACCAGGUGGGCGGCCACACCAGCAUGAUGCGUUAUGAUGACCACACCGUCUGCAAGCCACUCAUCGCCCGCGAGCAAAGGUUUUACGAGUCCCUGCCACCGGAGAUGAAGGAGUUCACCCCGGAGUACAAAGGCGUGGUGCUGGUUUGUUUCGAGGGCGACUCUGACGGCUACAUUAAUCUGGUGGCGUACCCGUAUGAAGAGAGCGAGGGUCUGGAUCACGAGGAGCUGUCGGAGAGAGAUCAGCCUCGCCGGAAACACUCUCGCCGUAGCCUGCACCGCUCCAGCAGCGAGAUUAAGGAGGACCGGCCCGCACACGACACCGACGGCACCGACAGUCUGCAGGAGUUGAAGAGUCCUCUUCUGGAUCUCCAUAUGCAUUCGGAUGUGCCGUUCCAGAUGCUGGACAGCAACAGUGGCCUGAGCUCAGAGAAGAUCAGCCACAACCCCUGGAGUCUGCGCUGCCACCGCCAGCAGCUCAGCCGCAUGCGCUCCGAGUCCAAGGACAGGAAGCUCUACAAGUUCCUGCUGCUGGAGAACGUGGUCCACCACUUCAGCUGCCCAUGCAUCUUGGACCUGAAGAUGGGCACGCGGCAGCACGGGGACGACGCCUCCGAGGAGAAGGCCGCCCGCCAGAUGAAGAAGUGCGAGCAGAGCACGUCUGCCACGCUAGGAGUGCGUGUGUGUGGCAUGCAGGUGUUCCAGAUGGACACGGGUCACUAUUUAUGCCGGAACAAGUACUACGGCCGGGGUCUCUCCACCGAGGGCUUUCGAAACGCACUCUUUCAGUUCAUGCACAAUGGGACGCAGCUGCGCAAGGACCUUUUAGAGCCCAUCCUGAGCAAACUGUGCAGCCUGAAGAGUGUGCUGGAGCGCCAGGCCUCGUACCGCUUCUACUCCAGCUCUCUGCUCAUCAUCUACGAGGGCAAGGACCCGGAGUGUGUCGCAGACCCCUCGGAGGAGAGCCAGGCCUCUCAGGACAAGCCUCGGGCACUGAGUGUGGACGUGCGCAUGAUAGACUUCGCCCACAGCACAUUCAAGGGUUUCCGGGAUGACCAAACCGUCCACGACGGCCCGGACCGCGGAUACGUGCUCGGACUCGAGAGCCUCAUCAACAUCUUGCAGCAGAUCCGCGAGGAGAACCAGUAGCCAACCGGUCGGCCCUUCGGCUGCAGUCCAACAUGCGAAGCUACUCCCUCCAGACUGUUGACAUUUUCAUAGAAAAGCAACGAUGUUUAUAAAUAUUGCACAUUACGCAAACCUAAA